Messenger RNA from Carica papaya (papaya), 1632 nucleotides. The record is from RefSeq and is a predicted model, not a curated record. NCBI's taxonomy places the organism in Eukaryota, Viridiplantae, Streptophyta, Magnoliopsida, Brassicales, Caricaceae.
AAUCUUCCCCAACGAGCGUCGGUGACUCAAUGCGAGUUAGCCUCGAGACAAAGAUUGAUAAAAAAAUAGCGUAAACGAUUUAUUUUAUUUAUUUAUAGCAACUAUUUUUCUUUUUUAAGAGACAAAAAUCUGAAAAGGGUGGGGGAGGGAGAUUUGGUAUAUAUGGCAUGCCCCAAUUCCUAAAAUGCAGACGUAAUCAGAGAGGGAAAUGGGAGAUUCAAGCGGUUCAGUUUCCAUUCACAUGGACACAAUCACGCUUGGUGGAAAGGUAAACUGCAUUUUGCAUACUUUUCGUUGUGGGUUACCUGUUUUGGAUUCGGAUGUUUUGUAUGGGGCGAACAUUGGCCUGUGGUUAAAUAAGAUAUUUGCUGUUUUCAAGGAUUAUUCUUCUUCCAGAAGCAUGCUCGUUGCUUUCUCCAGAACUUCUGUAUAUAUCACAUUAGUCCCUUGGGGCAUGAGGUUCACAUUGUUUCUUAUCUGUCACUUUCCUCAAGAGCCAUUGCAGUUGGGAGCUGCUGCCAUCAGGCCCAAUGACCCUUUACUCUCUGUUGAUAACUUAGCAGAUCAGAUCCUUGAGGUCCUUAACUUUUUUGGACUAGGUGCAGUCAUGUGUAUGGGUGUUACAGGAGGAGCUUACAUCCUCACGCUAUUUGCCAUGAAGUAUAGGCAGCGGGUUCUUGGUUUGAUACUUGUUUCUCCUUUGUGCAAAGCACCCUCUUGGACCGAAUGGCUGUAUAAUAAGGUAUUAUCACAUUUACUCUAUUACUAUGGCAUGUGUGGAGUCGUGAAGGAGUUGUUGCUUAAACGGUACUUCAGCAAGGAUGUCCAUGGUAAUGCUCAAGUACCAGAAUCUGAAAUAGUUCAGGCAUGCCGACGACUACUGGGUGAAAGACAGAGUGCAAAUGUUUGGCGGUAUAUUGAAGCAAUUAAUGGGAGGCCAGACCUUACUGAUGGAUUGAGGAAGCUGCAUUGUCGCUCGCUAAUAUUUGUGGGGGAGCACUCCCAGUUCCACUCUGAAGCUCUCCACAUGACAUCCAAAUUCGAUCGAAGAUAUAGUGCACUAGUUGAGGUUCAGGCAUGUGGCUCGACAGUGACAGAGGAGCAACCGCAUGCCAUGUUAAUACCUUUAGAGUACUUUCUUAUGGGAUAUGGCUUUUACAGACAAGCUCUUAGUGUGAGCCCGAGAAGUCCUUUGAGUCCAUCUUGCAUUUCCCCAGAGCUUCUCUCACCAGAAAGCAUGGGUUUGAAGUUAAAACCGAUCAAAACACGCAUUACCAUGAAAGUUUGAAAUAAGAUAAGAGAAGUAUGUGGAGAAUGCUUAGGGAAUAGAGAGGUUGUAAUAUGUUUACGAUUGAUUGAAGAUGAUAAAUUAAGUGUUGUAGAUAGAAAAAGCUUUGUUAGACAGAAGCCAGAUAAUUUCCAUUCUUUUAUUCAUAAUCACGAAUAGGUUGUUGAGGAGCGAUUGAGUUAUCUGUAAAUCCUCUGAAUAAUUAUGUACCAAAAAAAAAAAAAAAAAAACCAGCAAAUAAUACUUGUAACCAAGGAUGGCUCCUGUACUCAGCUUUAUCAUUUUAACUUCUAUGCUUGGCUUGCUUUUUAACUUCUAUGAAUUCUAUCUUCUUUCUCCCUUAA